AUGGCGCCGCCGCCCCUCCUCUGCCCGAGCGGCCGGCGCGACACUCGCAACCUUCGGACCGCCUUCCGGCAGACGGUGAGGUCAGUAACACCUGACCCGCCCGACGCCAUACCGCGCAAGGGGAUGGACGGGCCUGCCAGUACUGUUCCACAGGUGCCCCGCGGUCGUGGUUCUUCAUCACCACAGACUUCGCCGAGGUCCAUUCCCACCGCCUCUGCCAACCUGCCAUCGGCCAGACGCCAGGGCGUCGUGUUCAACGACUCCUUUUCUGCUUCUUUCGACGGCACUUCAUCCAGCCCUCCUCCGCGGCCGGCCUCUUUCCGCCCGAGAACUCACACCAUGGACGGUGCCUUCCGCCAGCAGCUCGCCCCAGCCAGCGAGGCGCGCAACAGGAUAGGCUCCUUCUCGUCCGCCGCCUCUGUCACGGUUUCCGACGACAUGAAACUGCCGUCUUUCCACCAGCCUCCGUUCGAGCCGUACAGGCAAGCCGAUCUGCAACCGCCUCCUGCCACGUCAUUGCCCAAGGACAGGAAGUCGUCCGGUGCCAGGAGUCGUUUAACCAAGCGGCCGUCAUCCCGCCCCAGUUCACCCCUAUCUUCUCUGCCGCCGUCGGUUGAUUCGCUUCCCCUCCCGAUCCCGACCACGGACGCAAACAAGGUCUUGCUCCUCAUGAAAAAUCUGUGUGGGAGAAUGCGCGGUGAAGUCGAGUACCAGAAGGACGUGGACGGGCCGUGGGUGAGCGGCAUGUGCUAUAUCGACGAGGAGAGGGGGCAUCUGAUGUUUGACCCCGGCGACAGCGGUCCCUUUCACACCAUCCUGCUCGCCGACCUUCGGGGGUGUCGGGUGGCCCCGGUCGGACACCAGCACACGGACAUGCAAUGCCUCGAAGUCGCUAGCCCCCAUCUAGGCGUGGCGCUGUUCCUGCGGCCCCUUGUGCAUGAGGAGCUUGAACUCUGGCUGGCGGCUUUGCUCUGUUGGCAGCAGUUGCGACCACCUGGUGCGAGAUCUCAAAAUAUGCGUCCUGUCAAUCCCUACGUCGGCGCGCCGGCAAGGAUAGAGAUGAAGCGUCGCGUAUCGUCGCCAAACAUUCGGGAACCAGCCAUCAUCAAGGUCGGCAAGGUCAUGCUCUGGGACAAGGGCGCAGCUGUCUCACCUCGCGCCAUCGUCAGGCGGCCUUCGACGCGCGACUUACGGUCUUCGCAGACCUGCUGGAGGAGGGUCUCUUGCAUCCUCCACGAUAACGGCGAGCUCAAGGUUAUGACGGAAAACGACGUGACGGUGCUCUCCGUCAUAGAACUGUCCCAACUCGCGAGAUCCGCCAUUCAGCAGCUCGACAGGUCCGUGCUGGAUGAAGACUACUGCCUCGCCAUCUUCCCCUCUUAUGCCUCCACUUCAACCCAGCUGUCCAUCUUCAGGCCAGUCUACAUAGCCUUGGAGACUAGAGUUCUAUUCGAGGUUUGGACUAACAACAUGACAGAAGUUCUGUGCGGUUCUGUCGACAUACCUCUGCAUCAUCUGGACUGCGGAAAGGAUCACGAACAGUGGCUUCAAAUAUGCGAUGACAGGCAGCAAUCCAUUGGCUCCAUGCUUCUCAAAGUCCACCACGAGGAGCUCGUGGUUCUUCUACAGCAAAACUAUCAGCCGCUUUCGGAGCUCUUGCACCGUUUCAGUUCCGGACUUAUUAGUCAGAUUACCGAGGCAUUGCCCGGGAGCCUGCGCCGGCUCGCCGAGAUAUUUGUCAACAUCUUCCAGGUUUCAGGAAGUGCAAACGAAUGGCUCAUGAAUAUGGUUGAGGAAGAGAUUGACGGCAUUGGGAACCAAGCACCGCUGAAAAAACCGAGGUUCAGCGCGCGGCUUAAGUCCAAUGACUCGAUUGAAUCCAACGUUGACCGAGAGCAGAUUGUGCGCGACUUGGGAAAAUCGCUUCAGGGCGAGGCCAAUCUCCUGUUCAGGGGCAACUCUCUACUGACCCAGGCCUUGGAGUAUCACAUGCGCCGUCUGGGCCGCGAGUAUCUGAGCGAGACAUUGGCGGAGAAAAUAUUGGAGAUCAACGAGAGCGACCGCAGUUGCGAAGUGGACCCGAGCAAGUUGCACCACGGCGAGGACCUUCAACAACACUGGAACCAUCUCAUCCACUUUACCACCGACGUAUGGAACUGCAUCGCGUCAUCGGCGACUCGUCUGCCUUCUGAGCUGAGGCACAUCCUCAAGUAUAUCAGGGCUGUAGCCGAAGAUCGCUACGGCGACUUCCUCCGGACCGUCACAUACACAUCUGUCUCGGGCUUCCUCUUCCUCCGCUUCCUUUGUCCGGCCAUUCUAAACCCGAAGCUAUUCGGCCUCCUACACGACCAUCCGCGCCCUCGCGCCCAGCGUACCCUGACCCUCAUCGCUAAAUCCUUGCAGGCCCUCGCCAACCUGUCGAGCAUCGGCAAGAAGGAGACGUGGAUGGAGCCCAUGAACAAGUUCCUCACCACCCAACGCCAGGCCUUUAAAGACUUCCUCGACACCGUGUGUGCCAUCCCAGCAGAGCGGACCGAAGCUCCACUGCCGGCGCCGUACUCCACGCCCAUCACCAUCCUCGGCCGUCUGUCGCCAAUGGCGCGCGAAGGGUUCCCUUCGCUGCCUUACCUGAUCGACCAAGGCCGUAACUUUGCCGCACUCGUCAAGCUCUGGGCAGAGGCACACCCGCACUCGGCCAGCGAGUCCCACGUGUACGAGGGCGAGCUGCUGCGGUUCCACAAACUCUGCAUCGGCCUGUACCAGCGCGCCGCGGGCUGCCUCGCGCGCAUCGAGGCUCUUCGGCAAGCUGAAGUAGCUGUCAGUCAGCAGUCGGGGGCGGAGGAUGACAACACUGCUUCUGUCCUCUCGGAUGCGAUGGAUCGCAUCAGCAUCGGCGGCGACAUGCUUGGCAGCCUGUCGUCCACCUACGGCGGCGGCAACAGCAGCGGCACAACAGCAUAUUGGACUGAGAGCGAGGGGGCCCAUCAUCCUCCCGGAUCCACAUCCCCUCCGUUUGGAACGGUCAGCAUAAUGGGCCGAGACACCACCCGACACGGCAGCUUCAGUAGUCGAGACAUAAUGGGCCUGCCUAGCUCGCUGCGUCAAGUGUCGCGGAACAACGGCAAUGGAGGCGAGCUCCUCUCGGCCAGCCAGGGCAGCAACGUCAACGCGUCGGGCAACAACAACACAGUGCGUAGCACCCUGCGCAGCGGCAUUCACCCGCGCAAGCUCCUCAGCGGCUUCAUCCGCAAGACGCGGACCGCUGGAACGCCUGAACAUGCCGCCGCGGCGGUGCUGACGGGUGGCCUUUCGUUACCCAUGAUGAGUACUGGUGGUGGUAAUAGUAGCAGGGAGAGCUACGAGCGGGACAGGGAUGCGCCGCCGGGCCAGGAGAAUUUCAACGAGAGAGAAAAAGUAAAAGAUAUUCAAGGGUGGGCGGGGAUUAACAAAGAGAGAGACAGGGACAGGGAACGGGAACGGGAACGCAACAAAGGCGGCGGCCUCAGUGCGCUGCCCGAGUCGAGGCAAGCGGUGACAGUUGCGCGGCCGUGA
This is a messenger RNA of Parathielavia appendiculata, 3552 nucleotides long. RefSeq names its product Rho GTPase activation protein. The coding region runs from base 1 to 3552 and encodes 1183 amino acids. Lineage: Eukaryota; Fungi; Ascomycota; Sordariomycetes; Sordariales; Chaetomiaceae. The transcript is spliced from 4 exons. Gene Ontology annotation, biological process: regulation of GTPase activity. The record is from RefSeq and is a predicted model, not a curated record.